AUGUUAGGAUUCGAUGGGAAGUGGGUGGAGCUUAUCAGUAUAGUCGAGUUGCCAGUAUUUGCUGCCGAGAGAGAAUUGAUGGAAAGCUUUGUGGUCGUUGAGAUUCACCCAUCUUAUAAUCUCUUGAUGGGAAGAGGGUGGAUUCACAGAGUCCAAAGUGUCCCAUCAACUUUGCACCAGGUAAUGAGAUGCUUAAGUCCAGAUGAGAGUAAAUUGAUUGAUAUCCAUAGGGACCAAGCAGCAGCCAAGAAGUGCUACUUUGUAACUCUGAAAGCCGGCAGGAAGGGAAAAGCGCCUGUCCGAUCUGAUAGCCCAGGAUACCAAUUACAGGGGCCUUCACCUAAAGAAGUUAGGAAGGAAGAAAAACCUUUUGUCCUUACUGAAGAACCCCUAAUGGAUAUGCAGAUUAAUCCUCUGAGACCAGACAGAACCACAAGAAGCCAUUCAGACAUACCAGGAAUUGAUCCCUCUGUGUCUUGUCAUUCCCUCAAUGUAGAUCUGAACGUUAAGCCUAUUAGACCGAAGCAAAGGAGGGUCGCCCUAGAGCGCAAUCAAAUCAUAACUGAUGAAAUUGAUAGAUUGCUGGAGGCAGGGUUCAUCAGAGAAGUUCAGUACCCAUCUUGGCUCUCAAACGUGGUUGUAGUGAAGAAGAAGAAUGGGAAAUGGAGAGUUUGUAUUGAUUUCACUAACCUGAACAAAGCUUGUCCAAAUGAUAGUUUUUCGUUACCAAAGAUUGAUCAAAUGGUGGAUGCCACUACUGGGUAUGAACGGCUAACUUUUCUGGAUGUUUAUUAA
This is a messenger RNA of Cornus florida, 795 nucleotides long. RefSeq lists its product as uncharacterized. The record is from RefSeq and is a predicted model, not a curated record. Bases 1 to 795 code for a protein of 264 amino acids. The transcript is spliced from 2 exons. Lineage: Eukaryota; Viridiplantae; Streptophyta; Magnoliopsida; Cornales; Cornaceae.